Messenger RNA from Culex pipiens pallens (northern house mosquito), 634 nucleotides. RefSeq lists its product as uncharacterized. Bases 69 to 530 code for a protein of 153 amino acids. The transcript has a single exon. The record is from RefSeq and is a predicted model, not a curated record. Lineage: Eukaryota; Metazoa; Arthropoda; Insecta; Diptera; Culicidae.
AACUUCCAUCAGAAACCUUCAAUUUCCUCCCAACAAGUGAUAAAAGAGCUGUGAUAACCUUACUCAAAAUGGCUAAGCUCGUUGCACUGAUUCUGGCUACUGUUGUGGCUCUGGUCGCAUCCGAGGAGCAACCCGCUGCGAUCGAGGCCCAGGUUGAGAUUGUGCAGAACAUCGGCGCCUUCAAGGCAGCCAACCCGGAUGUGGAGCUAGUCCCACUGGAUAUCGCCAGGAGUACCCGCCAGCAGAUUGUCUACAGCGUUGGAAACCGGAUCUCGGGAGACCGACUGGUGGCAGCCGACUCGAAUGGCCAGUCCUGGUCCUCCCUGCAGGAUGUGGCGCUGACCCUGAACUACCCCCGAUCAGGAACGGGGGCCGUUGUGACGUACGUCCAGGUUGUGGUCAACCAGAGCUCGAACCAGGGACGGGGCUACAUCACCGCCGGAGGAAUCGGCCAGCGUCGUAUUACGUUGGUCAUUGAGGCUUACAGUACCAACUACUUCAACUACAACGCGCAGAUCUAUGGAUAUUAAUUUUGAUGAACCCGUUCAUAGCCUAUCGGAAAUGUUUUGUUCAAUUUAAGUUCAAAAGAGAAAAAAAGUUUAAAGAAUAAACACCGGCAAGUUUUAUAAACAUA